Messenger RNA from Humulus lupulus (European hop), 1366 nucleotides. Its product is annotated as F-box protein CPR1-like. The coding region runs from base 119 to 1366 and encodes 415 amino acids. Gene Ontology annotation, molecular function: protein binding. NCBI's taxonomy places the organism in Eukaryota, Viridiplantae, Streptophyta, Magnoliopsida, Rosales, Cannabaceae. The transcript has a single exon. The record is from RefSeq and is a predicted model, not a curated record.
CCAAACCUUGAAUAAUAUUAUACAGUAUAUCUAAAAGGAACCCGAUUUUUGUUGGAAAAUCUGUUAUGGUAAGCAAAACUAGCCUAGCGUCCUCUCCAACCCUGGUUGGUUCUCUAGUAUGAAGAAAACAAAAAAACAAAAAAAAAUGUUGUCUCUAAAUAAACACUUUCGUAGUAGGGAGUGUGAGUCCCUCCCUUACGAGAUGGUUUACGAGAUUUUCUUAAACUUUCCUGUGAAAUCACUCAUGAGGUUCAAAAGCGUCUCCAAACAAUGGAAUUUGAAUAUAUCAAGCCCGGAAUUCGUUCAAAAACACCUUGAGAGACAGAUACUACGAACUCCACAAAUGAAUAUAUUCAGAUGCCAUUCCAGGACUAUCAGCGAAGAUCUUUACUACAUUCACCGCAACCUCAAACCCACCACUGGAGAGAACUUCGAACUGUUAACAAAAACAUCAAACAUGUAUCAGAGGAAGGUUGGUUCAAAUAAUGGGAUCGUUUGCCUCUACCAGGACGGGCCGGAUUCGAAUUCAAGGAAACUGAUUUUGUGGAAUCCCAGCAUGCAACAAUCUAGAGACAUCGACAUUUGGAGCGACAAAAGAGAAAAAAUUCAUCCCAUCAAACAUGGCAUAUAUUGCUUUGGAUUCGGAUACGAUUCUAGGACUAAAGAUUACAAAGUGGUGAAUUUUGUUUACAUUGAAUACAAGAAUAAUAAUACAGACCCAUUGUGUCUUAUUCUUCUCUACUCGCUCAGAGAAGAAAAAUGGAACCACACCAUUAGCAUCGAACCCCCUCUCUUGCCUAAUAAACUCAUCAAAAUCUCUUGGCGUUCGCAGAAGGCCGGAAGUAGGGUUCAUUGGAUUGCUUUCUUCAAGGACAACAACGGGGACAUGUUUCGGAGUCUGUUGUUCUUUGAUAUCGAGGAGAAGUUGUUUGGUCAAAUAGCGUUGCCGGAAAGCAUAGCAGUGGUUGCAGAUGAUAGUGACGAAAAUUGGCAUCAUGUGGAGCUUGCUUCUUUUGUUGAUCAUCGUAAGGGUUCGCUUAUUUUGUUCGAGCACAAAAAGGUAAAUAAUAAUAAUAACAACAAUGGGGAUGGUUUGAGAUUUUGUUGUGAUGCAUGGGUGGUGAAGAAGUGUGAUUCUUUAGAUUAUUCCUGGGCCAAAUUGGAGUUGAGCAUUAGUUUGGAUAGAAGGUUCAAGGCUUUAGGGUUUUUGAGUGAAUCUAUUGUAUUCGUUAUUACUGGGGAUGAGCAGAUUUUGUUUAACAUCAGAACCCAACAGAGACAUUUGCUUCAAAUCGGUGGUGGUGACAUUUUAAUUCGCUCUCACGUUGGGACUUGUAUGGAAAACAUGCUCACCCUAAACAAGUAG